AUGUCGUCAGCUGUAACCAGCCUUUUACUUCCCUGGGGAGGUGGGAAGUUCCUCUUCCGCUUAGUCAGGCACCCUGUCUCUGGGAUGAGCUCUGUACCAGAAUGGGUGCUGAUUUCCCUCAUAGGAGUCCUGAUAGUACUGCUGCUACUGACCUUGUUUGGCUUAGCUGUCUAUUCAGGGCUGCUCACAGAAGUGGAGGUUCGAGCAGGGCCCCCACCUAUCCGGGGUGUUGUGUUGGCCUACAAAUUUCGAGUGGGACCUUAUGAUGAAAGUGGCAACUUGUAUACAGAAAAUGUCAGCCUUGCUCCCAAGCUGGUGUCUAUUGGGGUUUACUAUGACAACCCCAUGAAGGUCCCUGUGGAAUUUUGCAGAUAUAUAGUGGGUAGUAUUCUCAGUGAAGGAGAUGAGAAGCCACUUCCGGAUCAUGUCAGAAUAUUCCGUAAACAUGGCUUCAAGUUCUGUGUUUUGCCAGAAGUGAAUCAUGCAGUAAUGGCUACCUUCCCAUAUACCACCCCUUUCUCAAUUCAGCUUGCAACUACUCGUGUACAUCCAGCACUGGAGAAGUAUGUAAAGGAGAGAAAGCUUUGUGCUCAUCCUUAUGUAGAAAUUUACAAAGGGGACAAGAUUAUCUUCAUGUGCCCACUCUCUCGCCAGGAUGAGUUCUACGUUCCAGAGAUGAAGGAGCUGCUUAGGAAAGAGAAAGGAGAAACAGGGCAGCCUGAGCUGGCAGCUUCUGAAAUGGAAUCUUUGUUGCCAGAGGAAAUCUUAAGCCUAGACUUGGUCUCUGAGAGCCCUGACGAAUUGGAAGGUGAAGACUCACAGAAGAAGGUGCACACAGACAGUGAGAGGAGUCCCAGUGAGUCCGGGGCUAGUGGUUCCUCUUUCGAAGAACUGGACUUGGACGGCAGUGGGGCAGCUGCAAAGGCACACAUGGACACUAGUAAAAAAUUGGGCAAGACAACAGAAUCAUUGGAAAAAGAGAGAGCAGAGGAGUAAGACAACAUGUGAAUCAGGCCCUUUUUCAUUUACUUCAUUACUUUACUUUCUAGCUGUUAUGUCUCUAGCAGUCCAUGUCAUACUGAUAUCUGUCCAUGUUACCUUUGUGCUUUCUUUAUAUAUUCUUUUCCUUUUCAUAGAGACAAUGUAAACUCUCAAAGAAGAUUCAUGUGUGUUGUUAGUUCAGAAUACUCAAAAGGAUACAGUGUAAUAAUUGUAAGUUAUAUUCCAAAAGAAAAUCAAUAUCCCACAAGAUACAGACCAAGGAAUAUGUGUUCUUAUGGCUAUAGAGACAUUUACUGUGUUAUGCACGCAGGGACCGAGUCCUAUAACCCUUGGCAAUCAAUUAGCUGUUUGCUUUCAACAUACAAACUGCACUCAGCCAGUCAAAGCUGACUCCUUAUUUGUUGCUAUGGUUUACUGAACUGGGGGAAACCCUGUCCAUGUUUGUGCAUAGCUUUGCAUGUGUUUCUUUACUGUGUUUCCUCAGCCUUUUCCAUGGUGCAUCUAAUACACUUGUGAUGUCUGUUACUGGUUGCACCAUGAUAGUCUGUGUGCUGGGUGCAACAGUGAAGCAAAUGUAAAGUUGAGGUGUAAUAAAUCUAUUUUAUCAACAAAGUAAACAAAAAAAUGCUUGCUUAAGAGACAUCAUUCAAAAUGUAAAAAUAUAUAAGAAUACAUAAAUGAAUGUUUGGGAAACAGCAUUAUUUAACAUCUGCCGCAGCUUUUCAGAAUUUUAUACAUUUUACAAUUCUCUCUUUUAUAUAUGUACAGGAGAUCCAUGCCCCACAGAGCUUAUAACCACUGAUCUUUAAUUAUCAAAAAUAUUGCAACUCUGGUAGCAUAAAAACUUGAGUCUUCUUUGUAACCCUUAAAUGUGUGUCUAAUAUUUAUAAAACGGGUGGUCAAUAAUGACAAUAUUGCCUAUUUAAAGUAGUGUUUACCCAAAUAUUUAUCUUUCAUGUGAGAUUGUUUUAACUUUUGCCGGAAAAUAUCAUUCUCUUAGUAUUAAUAAAUGAGCUUGGCAGCUUCCAUAAAACUUA
This is a messenger RNA of Xenopus tropicalis (tropical clawed frog), 2039 nucleotides long. It is a transcript of the gene tex264, whose product is annotated as testis expressed 264. The transcript is spliced from 5 exons. NCBI's taxonomy places the organism in Eukaryota, Metazoa, Chordata, Amphibia, Anura, Pipidae. The record is from RefSeq and is a predicted model, not a curated record. The coding region runs from base 1 to 996 and encodes 331 amino acids.